Molecule: messenger RNA, 7496 nt
Organism: Sciurus carolinensis (gray squirrel)
Lineage: Eukaryota; Metazoa; Chordata; Mammalia; Rodentia; Sciuridae
Gene: Armh4
Product: armadillo like helical domain containing 4
Exons: 8
Coding region: 186-2462 (758 amino acids)
Source: RefSeq, a predicted model, not a curated record
GCGAAGCGCCCUCCCCCUGGCGUCCCAGACAGCGGAGGGAGUCGCCGCCGCUGCAGGGGCCGCGGCGGGGAUGCAGAGCGCCAGCGCCGCCGCUCUCCUCCGCGCGCUGCUUGGCUGAAAGCGCACAGGACUCAAUUACUGGAAUUGUCAACUCUACCAAUUUAUAGGCACAUUUCUCUUCCACUAUGAGCAGACCAAUUGUAUCAAGCAUUUGUCUGGCUUUCUGUAGCCUUCUUUUUCUCAACUUUGCCACACAAUGUCUGGCCUUCCCCAAAAUGGAAAGAAGAGAGUCAGUACAUAUUGGUGCAGAAAAAUGGCAGUCUGAGAGGAUGAACACAGAUGACCUAGAAAAUACCUCCAUUACUCCAAAACAAACUCCCCAGCUGGUGUUCUCUGAAGAAGAUCCAAUGGUGGUGUCAGCAGGAGUAUCAGCAGUUCCAUUAAAUGAAGUACUCUUGUUUAACAAAGAAACCCAUCCCACAGGAGCUGGGCUCCAGCAGUCUAACAACCCUGUUCUUUCCACUGCUACCGAGCCAGUGGUUCCAGCAGGUGACCAAGUACUUGGUUCCAGCCAGCCAGAGAGAAUGCCUCCUGAAAGCAGACUUUCCAAGACCAUGUUAACUAGCCCUAUCACUGGGACUGCCUCUCUGAAUGCUGACGAAGAGGAACCCUUUAGCAGUACCGUCAUUCAGCCGGUUGCAGAAGGGACCACAGAAGCAACACCAGGUUUUCUGAAAUAUGUGAACCAUCAACUGUUUGCAACUGAAAGUCAGGAAGGAGUUAGUCUGGAGCAUUCUCCUCCAUCCUUUAAGAAUACUGAAGAAAUGCUAACCACCAAUCCAAGAACCGGGAGAUUUGAAGCAGACUUAAACCAGAGAACAACUUCUUUUCCUGGUGCUGAGCCUGGCAGCCUCCUAUUGGAUGGGGAGAAGCUCUUGCAGAAGACAGCUGAUAAUACCCAGGCUACUGCCACCAAGCACUUGCCGGUGACUUCUGAGUAUGCCCUGAGUGUUGGACCAGAAACUGAUAGCCUGCUGGGAGUCCCAGAAGUCACAGAGAGUGUCAGCAGAGCCGUUCCAGCUGCCUCUGUCUUAAGUGAUGAGUGGGAUGACACCAAGCUGGAGACUGUAAGCCAGAUACGGACCGCAAUGCUGGGAGACAACACAGAGACUCAGGUGAGAAUGGAGCCCUUGCAGAUAGAGAGCCAUGAGGGGACUGAAGAGGGUCGGCCUUUGACAGAGGCUGUAGCAGUGGCCGCGGGGCUGCCUGAAAGGGAAACACAUAUGGGGACAGCCCUGCUCAUAGCGCAGGGGGAUGAGAAGUCACCUGCCUUCACCGAUCAAAAUCCCUUCACUCCCAUGGGUCUGAUGGAAGAUUCUGAAGUUUUCUCUGUGCAUGCGUUCCAAAGUGUGGAAGACUUUGCGGAAUCAACAAAGGAAAACAGCGCCAUGUUUCUGUCAGAGACUACUGUGUCCAUCUCCGAAUAUGAGUCGGAGGCAUAUCAGCUGUUGGGAAAUGCAUUGAAAGACAUCAUCACUCAAGAGAUGACAACAGCUACUCAAGAACCAGAAGCCAUUUUACCCUUGGUGACACAAGAGCAGGUCACCAGAGACAGUGGAGAGACUGAGGAAGGCAAGGAGUCCCCUUCUCCUGCCUCUGAUGUUCCUGAUGUUACUCAGCUGUCCAGACAAUGGGAGCCUCUGGCCACUACAGUGUCAACCACAGCUGUCCCUUGGUCUCCCGAAGUUACCCCUGCUGCAGAAGAUCUCAUGGACACAGUCACAGGGCCGAGUGAGGAUCUGACACUAGUUUUGGGCUCUCCGGUGACACCCCCUGGAUUAAUGGUGGAGACACCCAGCAUUUCCCCAGCGUUUUCUGCAUCUGAGGCAUCAUCUGAGAGAACAGUUCCAUCCAUUAGCCACACUAAUACAGCUCCCUCAUACGGCCUGGACCAACUUGAAUCUGAAGAGGGGGAAGAAGAUGAGGAUGAAGAGGAUGAAGAAGAUGAGGAGGAAGAAGAGGAAGAUGAGGAAGAAGAUGAGGAGGAUAAAGAGACGGACUCCCUGGAUGAGAGCUUCGAUGGUGACUCUGAGCUGCCGGGCUUCACCCUCCCUGGCAUCACGUCCCAGGAACCCGGCUUGGAGCAGGGAAACCUGCACCCACUGGAGGGGGCCACCUACCAGGUGCCCGACGCCAUUGAGUGGGAACAGCAGAAUCAAGGCCUGGUGAGAAGCUGGAUGGAGAAACUAAAAGAUAAGGCUGGCUACAUGUCUGGGAUGCUGGUGCCUGUAGGGGUGGGCAUAGCUGGAGCCUUGUUCAUCUUGGGGGCACUCUACAGCAUUAAGGUUAUGAAUCGCCGAAGGAGAAAUGGCUUCAAAAGGCAUAAAAGAAAGCAGAGAGAAUUCAACAGCAUGCAAGAUCGAGUAAUGCUCUUAGCUGACAGCUCCGAAGAUGAAUUUUGAAUUGGACUUGGGUUUAAUUGGAACAGUCGAUGAUGUUGUUAUUUUAUUUUUAUUUGGGGCAAAAAAAAAAGAAGAAGAAGAAGAAGAAGAAGGAAAAGAACAACUUCCUAUCACAUUGCUGCUAUCAGGCCGUCAGUUCUAGUAUCUGCUGGAUAGUAGAUUUUUCUUGUACUGAGCAGAAAAGGCAUGCUGUAAACUAAUUGUAACACACAGUGUUGGUUAUUCUGUAGUGAACUUCCUAUAACCAUGGGCUGCAAUUUAUAAAUACACAGCAUACACGUUGUUCAGUAGGAAUAGCUGGAUUAGGUAGGGUAAAUAUUUUGUAUUUUUCCACUGUCUUUUCCUUGACUUGAAUUACCUGCAUUAAGUGUAAUGAUUGUAGCCACCAAGGCAUGCUUGACUUUGAAAUCGAAAUCUUAACAAAGAAUAACUUCUCAUAAUCACACUCUACCUACUUGAGAUUGUAGACUUGGGGGCUAUGGUACAUCCUGCAUUUGCUUCAAAACCAGCAUCAGCUGAGAAUGAAUAAUUUUUUGUCAAGAUCUCAGCACAUUAGGAGUACAUGUAGAUUUGUAUGUAUCUAGCUUUAUAUACUUUAUUGUUCUCAUCUUCUAUUUUAUUCUCAUUCUUGGCAAAGGAAAAAAAAAAACGCACCAGAAGUAAUGCAUUAGAUUGACUUUUAAUGUAUGUUUGCUCUCUUACAUAGUGUCAUUAAGUCAAAAAAAGUCUUACAUGUUUAUCAUUGUGAGAUACUCUUUUUGUGUACUAUUUGACUUUGCCAAAAAGAAGUGAGGAAGAAAUCUCUGCUGUUUGGUUCUGUACUUGCAUGACUGCUACCGUGAAUAAUUCAGAGCAUUUCUUUUCCAUGUCUGUGGUUUUGGCCAUGGAAGGAGUGAACCACCAUUGGUACUUUUUAAAGAAAAACAGACAAUCUGCAGUAGAAGCAGGCCAGCAGCCAGAGCCCUAGUACACAAUGGAACUCAUGGGAAACUAGCCUUUCUCAGGGCAUCUCACCAUGGGGACGAUGAACUAACUGUGUUAGAUCAUUUCUCAUUUCCUUUGGAAUAUGAUUCUCUACCCUAUACCAAAAGAGGUAUUCAGGUUACCCUAUUUGAAUUUGGGCAUUUGGAAUUUGCAGUUAGUUCAGUUUUGGGGUAGAGAUUGAUUCAAUUCCAUGGAAGGAUAAAGGUUAGUAACAAUAAGGUUACUAUGGAGAACUUGGUCAUAUUCAGUGGAGCCUGUUCUAUGUUAAGCUAGUUACUGGCAUUCCCCGUAGCUACUGUUUUCAUUUUUCCAUUUGACCAAAGAUGGAAUUGAAGCGGAAAAGUGAACCAGUUAUCCAAAGUUAUAUCCAGGAAGAAUCAGCAUGAGAACCUUCUUGGACCCAAAACCAUAUUACCUGCCUUCAGUUCAGUGCCCUUUCAACAAACUUUAGAGGGAACAGUGACAUUGUAGAGUCCUUUUUUAAGACCAAGAGUGUAAGGAAAUAGCUGCUUGGUGAAGAAGCAUUUGUGCUUCUGUCUUUGUUAAAUGAAUAAUGAAUGAUGCCUUACCUAUUUCACUUUUACACAAGUUCUUUCCUCCCACAUAAAUUUAAGUAUCAUCACCAAGGAACUAAUAGCAAAAUUUCCUAGAAUCCAUUCUUGAAUGAUGGCUGGCUUACAAGAAGGCCUUCAUUUAGUUAUUUCAACUUUUUGUCAAGAGAGGUAAGCUAAUGUGUGAAACUGAAAAGAAAAAUGAAAAGUUCAGUAGAAACAAAUGGAAGUUAGCCAUUGACAGAGAAGCUAAAGGUUGGAUUUAAAAAAAUCUCUUUCAGAACCAUGACACUUAAAAGUGAUUUUUAAUUUCAUUAUUUUCAUGAGCAGAAUCAUCCUGAUGUUGUAGAAGGGAUCUUGUCUUUUUCUGAAAGCAACUUCUUAUUGUAAGUGUUUCUCAGACUGAGUAAGUAGGCAUGGGGUGGCAUUGCUGUCUGAUUCUUGUUUAUAACGAAUAUGCAAUAGGUUUACUUAAUUCAGCAACACAUGGGUGACACUAAUGGUCACUAAUGUCUGAGACUACUCAAUCUGUAGGCUGAGUAAGUAGGCAUGGGGUGGCAUUGCUGUCUGAUUCUUGUUUAUAGCGAAUAUGCAAUAGGUUUACUUAAUUCAGCAACACAUGGGUGACACUAAUGGUCACUAAUGUCUGGGACUACUCAAUCUGUAGCCUUUACUUGUUGAAUGUUCAAACUCUAGUAUAAUAAAGUCACAAAUAACCAACACUUAGUUUGUUUUUCCACAAGGAUGACAUGCAUGUGAGUUUAGGCAGAUGCAGAUAUGUCUGUGAGCUCCUUUUGGGACACCCAACUAUUAAAAUAAGAACUGACUUACAUCAUAGUAGAUUUCUGUACCAACUGGUUUAAAUAUCUGGAUAAAGAAAUGGUGGUACCUAUAUACAAUAGACUAUAAUUCAGUCUUAAAGAAAGGAAAACUGUUGUUGUAACUCCCUAGAACAUGCUAGGUAAAAUAUGCUAGUCACAGAAGGGCAAAUACUGCAUCAUUCCACUUUUGUGAAAUAUCUAAAAUAGUCAAAUUUACAGAAGCAGAGGUAGAACAAUGGUUACCAGGAACUGGGGGAGGGAAAAAUGGGGAGGCAUUGGUCACUUGGCAUAAAGUUUAAAUUGUGAAAAUAAAUAGCUUCUAGAGACCUGUGGUACAACAUAGUGCCUGUAGUUAACAAUACUGUGUUGUGCACUCAAAAUUUUAAGAGGCAGAUCUCUUUAAGCAUUUUUACCAUAAGAAAAGAGAGACAGGGGAGAGAAGGACCUGUGGGAAGAGACCUUUUCUUAGUCACACUAUUCAAUACAUAAUACUUGCCAUAGUGGAGAGAAAAGAAAACCAAAGUCAAGAGAAAGGAUAGAAGCUACUAGAAAAAGAAUAGAAAGCCUGUGUGAAAAGUGUUUCUCCCUUACCCCUGAUGUCUUUUUCUAUAAUCAAAGAUAAUAUUAUUCUUUUAAACAUCCUUAAUUUUUUUCUCUCCUGUAAGCUGUUUCUUUCAGUAGCUGCUGGCUUAAUUUAUAUGCAAUAUUUGGAGUUAAUUAGUAUCCCAGGGUAACGGAGUCCCUUAGCAAUGCCUUUGUCUUGGCUGCAGCUCAAAUGUAGUUUUCCAGAAAUACACUCUUAUAGUACCUGCAUCUCUUAUUUGGGUAAAAAACAUGAAGGAAAAAUUAAAGCAAAGUUUUAAAACAAAUUUAAAGGUGCUGUGCAUUGUCUUGUGGCAUAGUCAACCAAAACUGAUAUUUCAUCUCAUUAUUUUAUUUUUUUGUGGAUUGAACCCAAGGGCCUUGUACAUGCUAGGCAGGUGCUAGACCACUGAGUUACAUCCCCAGCCCUCAUAGAUAUUUUUAAAGGUUUUGACUUAAAAUUUAAAAUGUUAUGGAGAUGAAAGAAAUAUGGAAUGGGACAAUGAAUUCUGUAUGCCUAGUGCUCCCUGUCUCUGUGCCUCCAGAUAUCUCCUUCCUGUGGACAUUUAAACAAGAUACCUUAUUUGGAAUCACAUCCAUAACUUGGGGAAGAAGAAUCCAAGCAUCCACAGACAUUGUGAUUUCUGUGGAUGUGAACAAUCAAUGCUCCUACUAGCUGCCAAAACCAAACACAAAAAAAAGAUUUUGGAAACAAGAUAUAUUAUUUGGCUUGAGCUUAAAGCUGUAUGGCCUUUUGGUAAGACAGGCUUUGUUAUGAGCACAGAGACACCUGAAGAGGCAGAUUACAAUGGAAGAAAGGGUCUGCCUUCUUAGGUUAUGCGAGAUUUAGGUGACAAGGAAAGAUGUACGAGUAAGAGAAGAUGGAAGAAAAAUGAAAAUACAAAGCAGAUGUAAAUAUGGCACAGAAACAUGAGACUGCUAAGGGAGGCUGAAGUUCUGAAUGGACCAACGUUUAGAAAAAUGAUAAGCAAGGAGAAGAAUGCAAAUGAGGAAGAUCAUUAGCAGGGAAAGGGGCCAUAAAGCUACUCAAAUCUAUUUUUGCUUCCAUCCUUUCCAUCAAAGAAAAUUACCUUACAACUGGGUGGAAUGAGUAUAGUUGGGAAGAAAUUGAAGUCCAAGAUGAAUGAGGAGAUGAAAGGUGUGUGGUUACUUUAAAUGAGCUUAAGCUCAGUUAAUAUCUUCCUUAAUUACAUAGACUUCAAAUGACUGAAUAUAAACUUCAAGGAAUAGGAAAUAAUUUGAAAACAAAACAAUGUUAUUGACUUAAUAAAAGUCCCAUAUCUGCACAUUUAGCACCCCCAUAAAACACACACCUCCUUUUUGGAGUAGCUAUUAGACUGAUAAGAUGGGAAUGGACUAAGAAUAGAUAUCUAACUGUGUUGCUCUGAUAAUUAUAAACUUUGGCAGUCAACGUGGCUGGUAACCUAAUCCUGUUGCUUAAUUUCUACAGGCAGACAACAACAACAACAACAACAAAAUCACUGUUUGUUUUGUAAGCUGCUGUUGCAUAAAUUGACUGGGAGUAUGAUAUUUGUUGCCAUAGGUAUAUGAAAAUCCCUAUUAAUUAACCCAAGUUUGUAUUAUGUGCAUAUGGGAUAAAGAGAGAAAGAAAAAAAAAAAAAAAAAAAAGAAAGAAAAGAAGGGAGGCCGGAGGAAUGGAGGAGCAAGGGGGGGGGGGGGAGAAAUGUCCCCUAUGAAAUAGCAGCAAAAGUACGAGGAAACAAAUCAUCUCUUCUCUUGUUUGCAUUUUCCUAAAAGCAGAGGCAAAUAUUGGUGCAGAUUCUCAGAUCUUCCACUGAGUAAAGCAAGGAUCCUACUGUCCCUUCUUAAAAAAGCAACAGGAGCAGUAAUACAAAUGAUAACCCCUAAUGGUUUGUAACACAGAGUGCAAAUUCUCACCACACCUAAACCUGCAAUCUCCAGACCUGAGAUUUAAGACAGUUGUUGUUGAAAGGUGGAACUUUUUUUAAAAAAAAAUAUUUAUUUUUUAAUUUUUUACAGACUGCAUUUUGAUUCAUUGUACACAAAUGGGGUACAACUUUUCUUUUCUAUGGUUGUGCAUGAUGUAGAUUCAC